Molecule: messenger RNA, 1383 nt
Organism: Dissoconium aciculare CBS 342.82
Lineage: Eukaryota; Fungi; Ascomycota; Dothideomycetes; Mycosphaerellales; Dissoconiaceae
Exons: 1
Coding region: 446-1201 (251 amino acids)
Source: RefSeq, a predicted model, not a curated record
CGACUUGCUCGCAUGAUCAUUCCCAUUAUCAAAUAACAUUUCAAUUUUGUACUCUUGAACAGCCGAACGAACCUCACUCGUGAUUUGUGGGAGGUUGGCCUGGUAGUCAUAUCAGUCGGCGAGUAUCUCCGACAUUCGUGGUAUCUCUUACUUAGUUGCUGGACAACAGAACGAGGAAGAUAUACGCCAUUUCCACAACUACUCAGAGGAAGACAGCGCCCUCUCGACGGUCGUUUCAUGAUCUGCGUAAUUCCGGACUCGAAGCUGAUCCUGGAGGAAACGUCGAGGUCACGGCUCGGCAUCACACUUGGAGCAGAUCAUUUCAAGAUUGUAUCGAUCUGGUCUAUGAGCACGCGAGCCAGACGAAUGACAUCCUAAGCAAUACUUCAACUCUCGACAGAAUCCUAAACCUUUGAAGAAUCCUCCAUCAUCGAAAAACAACACAAUGACGAUGACGGACCUCAUCAACUCCCCGCUCCUCGACCUCCUCGCCGCAUCCCUCAGACCCUCACCAACAUCGCUCGUCACCCAACGCAAACGCUUCCUCCUAGCUCCCGUCUCCCUCCUACUACGCCAUCCCUCCCGAUAUCCGAUCCCCCUCGCACCCAUAACAUCGAGCAGCCUCCUCACGACCCUAUCCCCGCUCCUCACCUUCCUCCUGGAAAACUUCCUCGCCACCGAACUCGUCGCCAUGCUCGCCAUCAGCUGCGCCUGGAUCUGCCACCCGCGCAGCGAGCUGCAGCUCCGCGCCGGCCUCGCUCCCCCGCCCUGGUUCCACACCUGGCUCGCGGGCUUCCGGGUCGCCCACGCGCUCCUCGUCAACGUCGUCUACCUCCUCGCCGGCGCCGACACCCCGCUCGUGCCCUUCCGCGUCGCGAUCGGGAUGUGGACCGUGGGCAUCUUCGUCGUCGGGGGGCUGGUCGCCGCGUACGUCGGCCGCGCCAUGGUCAGGGAUGCCUUUGAGGAUUGGCGCUGGACGAAUCGCGUCAGGAAAAGCUAUGCCAUGGCGGGUGCUGCCGGCGGCAGGUGGAGGGAGGGAGCGUUUGCGAGACGGAGGAGGGAGGCGGAGAGGGUCGCUUCGUUAUCGUCAGAGCAGUCGUCGGCGACGUCAGCGGCGGUGGAGCAGGGGGGGUCUUCGAGGUCGACUUUGGGCGGGCAGGGAGUUCUUGGGGAGAGCAGUAGGAAGCUUAAGCGGGAAUGACGGAGGUCGUAUCUUUCCUGCAUCCAUACGCGUGGUUGUUGUGGAGGUUCGGAGAGGGCGGAAGAUCCUCGCCUGUGAUCGGCGGCUGAAGCAGCUCAUCGAGAGCUUCUCCAUAUCUUGACAUGAUUGACGAAUGACGACACGAUGAAAUUUGAUAUAUUUAUUAAUGCAUAAAACAUUCA